Molecule: messenger RNA, 1479 nt
Organism: Ooceraea biroi (clonal raider ant)
Lineage: Eukaryota; Metazoa; Arthropoda; Insecta; Hymenoptera; Formicidae
Product: proline-rich protein HaeIII subfamily 1-like
Source: RefSeq, a predicted model, not a curated record
UUAACAAUGAUUAAAAACAAUAGUUAAAAAUGUGAAAUGAAAAUGAGAGUGAAGAGCUCCAAUUAAUAUCGAAUUAAAUAAACAUUAAAUACCCAAAAUUCUUUUUCUUUAAGAAACCUAUCAAUCAUCAAUCUGAGAUAUCAAGAUUCAUCAAUAUGAGACAUGAUACAUACAUGCAUCGCUAUAUCGUACAAUUUAACUGAUGCUAUUCAAAAUAUUAGAUAGCAAACGCUACCCGGAUCGUAUGUAACGAAAAGUGGUACCUUUGCUACAUCUCAACGAAAGGGAAUGCGCGAUCGGGUCGUCGCCCCGCGAAAUCACAUUCGCGAGGAACGCGUCGGACCGUCACUCAGUCGCGCGUCAUUGGACGCAUUUUCGUAAUGACCGACCAAAAUUAUCGAUGAGCGACCACCGCUGGCUCAUCGGUGAUAAUAGCGUAACGGAUGGUGGCAACGGUACACCAUCCCUCGCGCGCACGUUCCCUGACGUGCGAGGCGCGAACGAGCAAAAAGAAACGGACCGGCGAAAGAAGAGAAGGGAUGAGAACGAGGGCGAGAUGCAGAGGACGAGCAGCGCUGCUAAGUCGAAUGUCGAGUGAUGCCAAAGUUAAAUAUAAAUGCGGGCGGCGAGAGAGAGCGUCGCGACGCCCCAUCCUGGAUCGAUGAUCCAGCACCGGGGCCAGUCUCUCCGUGAUCCGCGUCGCGAUCCGGUACAGAGAUCACCCUCCCUCUGUCUCUCGCCACCCCCGAAUCACACCCCGAUAAUCAAUCAAUCAAGUUCCUCACGAGCGAUCGGUUCAUCACCAAUCGCGAGUUCCGCAGCGAAUCCCCGGCAAAAGGGGAAACGAGCGAAAAAAGUGCGAAGGAGUACGGAGCAAUGCUCACCUGUGACCGAGGCGGAGUGAAAAGCAGUUCGAAGUAGCCCGAAAUGUCACAACAGCAUCCAUCGAGGCCACCUGGGGGCCACGGGCCUCCGGGAGGCUGGUCAGGACGAGCUAACGCGAGUGCACCGAGUCCUUUUAGACCUGCCUCGCCCUACACGCCCUCGUCAUCGCCGCAUCCGCAAGGACGGGCCCUCCGUGGACCCCCGACGCCGGUCCAUCCGGCUGCUCGACCUAUGUCACCGCUCACGUAUCCCGGAAUAAUGAUGCACCCGAUGAGCCCGGUACCGAUCGGGAUGCCCAUCUCUCCCGGAAUGUCGCCCGUCUUCGGCUGCCCCACUUCCGGUUACAUCCAAUGUCCAAGGCCACGGUGGCCUUCGCCGAUUCCUACAAGCAGUCCAGCACCGAGGCCGUUCAUACCGUUGCAGGUACUCAUUUCCGCAUCUGCAAAGAAUGAUAAACAUUAAUAAGUAACUUCAGAAGUAACAGAAUAACUUCAGAUUUUAAUGUGAGAAUGAUCAAUCCUUUGCUAACUUAAUGAUAAAGAUUUUUCAUGGGCAUUGAUACAAUGUGUCUGCACGAGAAACUGUUUCUUCGAU